This is a messenger RNA of Monascus purpureus, 5084 nucleotides long. The record is from the annotation of a GenBank genome assembly. Lineage: Eukaryota; Fungi; Ascomycota; Eurotiomycetes; Eurotiales; Aspergillaceae.
GUAAAGUAUGGUAUUUAUUAAUUAACCCUGCCCUGUAGCUGCUGGAAUGGAGUAAGCGUGCAAACUCGGGGUUUCCGCUGAUUGAGGACGCAUAGCGUACAGCGGAUGGUGGAGGUGCAGGGAGGACGCUGCAAGAGAGUGAAUAGUGGUGUGCACGCGAUAUGCGCAUAAAUAAGACUGUAGAACUAGACAGAGACAGAGGUAUCUCUCCAUGGCUUCCAGAAGCAGGAGUGCCGCAAGUCGCUGCAGAGCAGAUCGCAGCAGAGAUAUUCAGCCUGGAGUCUUUUUCUCUCGUAUCCAGGCCGGCUGGCUGUUUCGACUGUCGACAGCGUAGAAAGCCAUCAUAAUAUUAUCGGGGAGCCUCCUCCACCAGACUAGGAGCUCACUCCAUCCACUCCACCCUUCGCUUCCUUCGCGUCCCUUCUUCCUUCUCCCCCUUUCGCCUCCUUUCUUCCCUCGUUCCUCCUUCCCCCUCCGUCCUCUCUUCCUUCUCUUCCAGCUCUGGACUCCCCCUCGUUUCCAAGGUCGAAUCCCGCCUCUCGUUGACCUUUCCGCUGUCUGUCGUUCCCAACCCUCUGGACGCUUCAUGGGCUUUCCCUCCUACCUCUCUAAAUAGAUACAAUUCCAUCAUCAACGGUCUCCGUUCGUUCAGACGCUGCUUUCUGGAUCGAUUUAUUUGCCUACCAUCCGGCCAGGAGAUCAUUUGUCAGCCUCCAAAAACCGGUAUUCUCGGAAUUUAAGCCUCAUUCCGGGGCGCCCGCGAUAUCUCCGCUCGUCUCCUGGCAACCACAUCGCUGAGAGGAAGAGAUUCCAAGACAGAAGAGAAGAAGAAAAAAACGGGAAGGAGAAGGACUGCAUAUGUGUUGAUUCCAACGUCGAUAGUGUUCUGUGCAUGGAGGAGCUGGCCUCCCCAACGAGAAUAUCUAUCCAGACCGUCCCAGGAGAUGUGUAGCGCUUGCAGGCUAUACUACGCCCUUUUUCGCAUAUAGUCUAGAUCAUGCCUUCUUCCGCGACCGAAACUGUGAACAAUCACGCCUCUGACAACCCCUCCUUGCCCCGAUCUGCAAGCUUUACCUAUCUUCCUGCUGUUGCACCGGCCGAAUCUAGCUCCCCCGGUCUUAGACGGACCUUCUCCGAUCUUUCCAUCCCGAGACAUGCCGAUCCGCCUACGAAGGAGAGCGUGGAUGCUGGAAAAGACAUAUUACGGCGGACGUCCCAACGAUCCAAAGACCGGCCGACCAUUGGCGUAUCAAAGUUUAGUAUCUCGGCUGAGGAUUUGGUGAACACCGGAAGUGCAGAACCUCGAAAUGAUGCUGUCCCUGUCCCGGAAACCAAACCCCCUGAGCCUGCGGCUCGUCCUGCGAAGGGACGUUCCGUUUCUGGCAGGCUAGUUAGUCUUGCACGAAAACCCUGGUCGUCGAACUACCGUUCUCAACCCCCGUCAGUUCGCGCGGAGGGGCCGCAAGCGCAGCCCACGAAGACUCCCUUACCAAGUAAUGCCACGUCCGAGUCUGUCGCCGAUACAGCAGCAGAAUCGAAAAAGCGCACUGUUUUCUACAAGCGCCCAAGACUUCCUACACUCGCGGUCGUGACGGACGGCGGCGACAAUCCGGGCACACCAACCAGUCCGGCACCCUCCCUACGCACCAAGAGCUCAUUUUCGAGGUUGACCUCAUCCCCCAAUAUUUCCACUCCUUUACUUCCGCCAAUGCCCAAGAUUGCUUCAGUAGCCGCCGCCGUUACCGGCUCUAGCACCCCUGAAUCUCCUCGGAAGAAAGAUGAGCUAUGGGGUGUCUUCCGUUCCCUGGAUGCCGACUAUCAAAAGUAAAGUGUCAAAAUUUGAGCGUUGGGACCGCUGCAAUUACUGACUGCAUCCAGAUUCCAAUCGAAAUCGAGUGCCCUCAAGGCCAAUGUCAUUCGGUCCUCGCUCCUACCGUUUCUCAACAAUCAUCAUCAAGCGUCCUGUGGCGACGUGAGACCGGAAGACCUUGAUCGGCGGGUGGCUACCCUCAACAAAUGGUGGACGGGCUUGUUGGAAAUGCUUAAUGGCAAGAACAACCAAUCUAUCUCCGGUACGGAUCGACCGGCGUACCUAGACGCAGUUGUGGGCAUAAUGAAUCGACCAGAAUGGAGAGUUCCUUUUCCGGCAUGGCAGUCGAACAACUGUGUGCCAGACCCACAGGAGGGCUCAACCUCGAUUUCAGACAGCUCAGAUGCAUCUUCCUCGGGCACUGAGUUUCUAGUUGCAUCUAUUUACCACAACAUUCGAAACAUAUUUGUCCAGAAUCUGCUGUCACAGAUGGCUUUUGUAGUCGGGAGGAUGUCUAUGAGGAACGCUCCGGCAAGCUUGGUCGCAUUUUGCGGAAAGGCUUGCGCCUAUGCAUUCUUCUUCUGCCCAGGCGUGGCGGAUAUUCUCACUCGGCUUUGGAACAUCCCUGCUGACGUUCUCCGACGCGUCCUUGAGGAGUCCGGCGUGUACAGAAAUGCAAAUGUGCGUUCCUUUACCCAGGACCUGUCUCUGAACUUCCCGGUAGGCCUACGGACACUAUCAGUUCAGUCGUAUGCAUCUUUUGUUAGGUAUCUACGGCGAAGCCCUGAUGUGCCCCUUAGCGCGACGAAAAUACCUUGGCAGAGCCCAUGGAUCUCACGUUGGUGUGGUCGAGAUACGGAUCUCUUCUUCGUCUUUGUCAAGUACAUCCACUUAUUGUACGCCGAUUGUCUUCCAUCAGGGCUGGAGAAGUCAAAGAGAAUCUUUGCCCCGGGUUUGUUGCCAAUUUAUGGACAGCUCCUCGUCAUUCUAGAGGAUACGCUGUACAAGCAGUCAAUGCCACAAGUGCCUGACAACUCACAUGUGGCAGCGGCCGUCACUUUUGACGAUUUCAUUGAAGGCGCUGAUGCUUCCGUAUCAGCACUCCCUUUGGGAGCGCCUAAUGGACAGCGUUCUAUGGCGGAAAAUCGUCUGGUCGUUCUUCUUAGGGAUUUUCUCUCCGCGUCAUCUCCAGAACCGGACUCGGCACGCUCGUUAUAUGCGGAAUCAUUUUGUACUACAAUGAAGGCUGCGGCCCGCAGAACGUCCCUAUUUGAUCACAGUGCAUGCUUUAUGCUUUGCGAUUUUCUCGAGGAGGUCAUUCCCAUUUUCGUGCGGUACUCUCAAACCUCCAAGCUUGAGCUCGUCGACUGGAAUUUCUGGCUUGAAGCCUGCAAGAAGAUGGUGCAAAGCCAUAAUUCUCUGACCGAGAUCCGCGUCUUCUCAUUUCUUUUUUGCAUCUGGAACACCUGGGUUGCUGUUGAAGAGCGGAAGGCCGAACUUUGCUUGGGUUUCUUGCUACACGAGGGCCUACUUUACUCCUACUUCAGCCACUGGAGUCCGAUGGUCCGUGCGUAUUUUCAACGUCUUCUGUGUUGGAGAGUGGCUCGGUUCAAUGACGAUCCGACACCGCUUGACUCGAAAAUAUACGAAACUCUUUCGGAUCGACUUCAGCAGAUUUUCGGAUACUACGUUGCAUUUCAGUCGAAGGCUGAGGAGGAGCUUACAGCUCCGCAGUCAUCUGCGCCCUGUACUCCCGCCCCAGGACGAAGAAUCAUAAUUAUUCGCUGCGACAACCAGCCCUCUCCUGUCCCAAGUCUUUUUGACUCGUUUGACCGCCUCGUGCCUCGCGUCCUUCCCGAACAGAUUGUGGCGUCGAAGAACCAGGGCUUUUCGAAGAUUGAGUCGCAUGCCUCGGAAUCUCAGCCGACCACAAAACGAAGAUGGAAUCUAUUGAAGUCUGUUUUUGGUGUAUCUGCAAACUCGAAGCAAUCUGAUCAUCGAACACCCGGAAACGGCCCAGAUGAAAAUACCGAUGGGCUUAAGGGGACUCCAUCUGAAAAGACUGCACAAGACCAUGACGGAUCUACAAAUAGCUCAAAUGAGAGCUUGCGGUUGAAGUCUUAUCAGUCCUUUAGUUUCAGGUUUUCUUUGGAGUGGAUGGACCGUCCGCAGUGGCCCAGCAAGAACAAGCGCCUUUUCAACCCUUGUCUUCCUUCUGCUACUCAAACACACAUAGAGCAUCGUCAGUCUACAACGGGAUUGGACGGUUAUGAGACUACAUCAGAAUAUGGAUCAGAUGGAAAUUCUGAAAAAUCAACCAAAAGUUCUGGCGACAGCCAGGAGAAGUCGGACACGGACGGGACUGUGCAGGCGAAAACGAGGGAUCUUGUCUCCAUGCCGGAGAAGGAAGCCAGACGCCAAGGUCCAGAAGCAGUGACAAUCAGCAAAUUUGCGGCUAGUAAAUAUGCUGGUCGUGCUCUUGCCGAAUGGGCUCAGGUUGUCUCUGAAUGUGACAGCUUCUUUUCCAGACGACGAGACGAAGGCGUUCCAUCUGAUGAGUUGGUCGAGACCCCAAUGCUGGGCGUGGAGAGUUUCAGGAAAUGAACGCAGACAGGGCCGGUGAUUCGAUCCAAUUCUGUACUUGCUUUUUCCGGGAUGUACGCUGGGCGUAACCUGUGUCGCUUACCCUUCGAGAAAAGAGGGAUGGAGAUGCGAAGAGGACUCGUCCUCUCCCCGCAGAUCUAUUGGAGACUGAGGAGAGGGUGAAACGAAGGUCUGUCGCAUCAAGGCAUAUUAUAUACUUAUUAUCUUUCUCCCCCCUUUCCCCUUUCACCUUCCUACCCUAAAUUCUCUGUCACGUCACAGGAUUGGUUGGAAAGCCAAGUUAUGGGUUGUCUUUCGUCUGGACAUAUUGAUCAGGAAGGCGUAUGGCUUUUUUUUUUUUUUUUUCACAAGUUCAGUAUUGCAUUGCAUUGUGCGUUAGGGUCAUUGUUUUGUGUUGAAGAGUCAGUACCAAUCAUUGUUUUUAUUUUUUGCCUUUCUGAUUAUUAUUUUCUUUAUUUCACCUAUACAUGUAACUCUACUUUUAAUCAUCAUUAUGUGUUUUUUGUGAAUAUAUCCUAAUGAUCAUUUCACAAGCUGGCUCACAGGACUAAUCUUUACUGUUCUGCCCCUUCACAGCUUCUGUACAGCUAUUCUAGAUAGUAACUAACACAUCUGGACAUGAGUGCUGGGUCACACAUAGUAUUUUAACUGAUUCCUCCUGGAAUAUUUA